This is a messenger RNA of Lodderomyces pseudojiufengensis, 882 nucleotides long. RefSeq names its product RNA-DNA hybrid ribonuclease. Lineage: Eukaryota; Fungi; Ascomycota; Pichiomycetes; Serinales; Debaryomycetaceae. The record is from RefSeq and is a predicted model, not a curated record. Gene Ontology annotation, molecular function: magnesium ion binding; nucleic acid binding; RNA-DNA hybrid ribonuclease activity. The coding region runs from base 1 to 882 and encodes 293 amino acids. Gene Ontology annotation, biological process: DNA replication, removal of RNA primer. The transcript has a single exon.
AUGCCUUAUUACGCGGUUGCAAAUGGUAGAAAUAAAGGUGUUUAUACCAAUUGGAAUGAUUGUAAAUCUCAAGUAAAUGGAUAUAGUGGUAGUUCAUUUAAAAAAUUUAAUACUGCUGCUGAAGCUCAAAGUUUUGCUUCUGGUGGUAGUAGUAGAAGUGGUAGUGGUGGAGGUGGAAGUUCAUCAUCACGUUCAUAUUCAUCAAAUAAUAACGCGUCUUCUUAUUCAAGUGGUGGAUAUUCAAGUGGUGGAUACUCAAGUGGUGGAUAUUCUGGAGGAUAUUCAAGUGGAGGUGGAGUUUCGAAAUCUAAAUCAAGUUCAUCCAGAAGUAAAUCCACUUCAUCUUCUUCAUCAUCAUCAAAAACUGAACGUAUUUAUGUUGAUGGAGCAUCAAGAGGUAAUGGUAGAUCAAAUAAUGCAGCAUCAGGUUAUGGUGUAUAUUAUGGUGAAAAUGAUUCAAGAAAUGCAGCAGUAGCAUUAAAUGAUGUUGAUGAUACUUCUAAAUAUAUUCCAACUAAUCAAAGAGCUGAAUUACAUGGUAUGAAACAUGCAUUAACAAAUAUUAAAAAUGAUUUAAUUAAUGGAUCAACAAAAAGAUCAGAAAUUUAUAGUGAUUCAAAAUAUGCUAUGCAAAGUGUUAAUGAAUGGUCAACAAAUUGGGAAAAAAAUGGUUAUAAAACUUCAACAGGAAAUAAAGUUGCAAAUUCAGAUUUAAUUAAAGAAUCUGUUAAUUUAAAAAAUGAUAUAAAUAAAAUUUAUGAAUCAAAAAAUAUGAAACCUUUAGAAUUUGUUCAUGUAAAGGGACAUUCUGGUAAUGAAGGUAAUGAAGCUGCUGAUAGAUUAGCUAAUCAAGGAGCAGAUAAAAUGUCAAGAGGUAAGUAG